CUUCUUCUCUUCCCGGCUGGUGGGAGGAGAAGAAUCCUGUCAGUUUGCUCCAACAUGGCGGACACGUGUGGCCAAGUACUUCUGGGGUCUGGAUUAACGAUCCUUUCCCACCCCCUCAUGUACAUCAAAGUUCUAGUUCAGGUUGGCCAUGAACCUCUCCCUCCCUCCCUUGGAAGAAACCUGUUUGGUAGACAAGUGUACCAGCUACCUGGAUUGUUUGCCUAUGCGACGCACAUCAUAAAGAUUGAUGGCAAGGCAGGUCUCUUUAAUGGCCUAGCCCCCCGGCUCUGUGCAGGGACCAUCGGCACCCUCGUACACAGCAGAGUCUUGCAGAGAUGCCAGGAUGCAGGCAAAUAUGAGGUGUCUGGAACCAGUCAGAAAGCUGAAGAGGCUUUACAGCAUGUUGUGAAUGAGACAACCAAAGAGAUGAUAGCCCGCUCCUGUGCCACGAUCGUCACACACCCCUUCCAUGUGAUCACCUUGAGAUGCAUGGUCCAGUUUAUCGGUAGAGAAACCAAGUACAGUGGAGUGUUUGAUUCCAUCGUCACUGUCUACAAGAAUGAAGGAGUUCUGGGAUUCUUUGCGGGCCUUAUUCCUCGUUUGCUGGGUGACGUGCUCUCUCUGUGGAUCUGCAACAUGCUUGCCCACCUCAUCAACACAUACGCCAUUGAUGACUCAAUGAGUCACACAGGAGAAAUAAAGAACUGCUCUCAGGCUGUGACUGGGUUCUUCGCCAGUAUGCUCACAUACCCCUUUGUUUUGGUGUCAAACCUCAUGGCUGUCAAUGACUGCGGGCUGGCUGGCGGUCUCCCUCCCUAUGCUUCUAUAUAUCCAACCUGGGUGGACUGCUGGAGGCACCUGAGCCUAGAGGGAAACAUGAGCAGAGGCAACAGUUUAUUUUUCCGGAAGCUGCCUGUGGGGAAGACGUAUGCAAUCGACCAGAAGAGAUUUUUUUGAAGUCUUGAACUACCUGCAUAGAAUCUAAUUGUAAUUAUAUAAAUUGACAUUGCCUGAAUGGGGGUGGAUCGCUGGCAUCUAAUCCUUUGUAUGCACUUGUUUACUAUACUUUUAUUUUUAUUUUUUACCUGUCAUCAAGUAAAGAUAAAACUGCUUUGAUUGGAAA
Molecule: messenger RNA, 1123 nt
Organism: Oncorhynchus nerka (sockeye salmon)
Lineage: Eukaryota; Metazoa; Chordata; Actinopteri; Salmoniformes; Salmonidae
Product: mitochondrial carrier homolog 2-like
Biological process (GO): positive regulation of apoptotic process
Cellular component (GO): membrane; mitochondrion
Source: RefSeq, a predicted model, not a curated record